UUUAAUGACUCGUCAUUUCUCCCUUGACAAGUGAUUCUCUCGCAUGAUCAAUUCCUCGAAGCUCAGGAUGGUCGACAUUGUUGGGAAUUUAAACCUAAUUAAGGACAAGAUUUCGGUCGCCUGUUCCAGAAGACCACCAGAAUUUUCCAAUGUCACCCCUCGUCUUGUUGCUGUCAGCAAGACAAAGCCCCCUAACCUAGUAAUAUCGGCCCUGGAUGCUGGACAGCAUCACUUUGGCGAGAACUACGUCAACGAGCUCGUCGACAAAGGCAAUCACCCGGACAUUAAGACGAGGGACAUUCGGUGGCAUUUCAUCGGGCACCUUCAGAGGAAUAAAGUCAACAAGGUCCUGGCUGUGCCCAAUCUGCACGUGAUUGAGACAGUCGACAGCGAAAAAUUGGCAGCUGCCAUUGACAGCAGUUGGCUGAAGUUCAGGAAACUCGAGGAUGAUAAACUGAAUGUUAUGGUACAAGUUAAUACGAGUGGAGAGGAAGAGAAAAGUGGCUGUGAUUUGGGACAGACAUCAGCAUUAGUGAAAUACGUCAUCGAGAGCUGUAAAAAUCUCAAUUUCAUGGGUCUUAUGACCAUCGGAGCGUACGGAUAUAAUCCGGCGAACGGUCCAAACCCAGAUUUCCUGUCCUUGGUAAAAUGCAGAGAGGAUGUAUGCAGAGAACUGGGAUUGGAUAUAAAUAAUGUGGAGUUGUCAAUGGGAAUGUCAACAGAUUACGAACACGCAAUUGAACUGGGGAGCUCGAACGUUCGAGUGGGCAGUGCAAUAUUUGGAGAGAGGCCUUCGAAGGCAUAAACAAUGAAUCUAAAUUAGGUGACGAUUGUAAUUAAUUAACUUAUCUAACAAUUCAGCUGGAAAAAAUUGUAUAGUGCGUUGCCUGGGUUUAAAUACCUGGGCGUGGACUCCUGGCGAUGAGCCAAAUCACUGCACCCCUCCCCCAAUCAAAUAAAGACAUCCAAGAACUUUUAAAUAAUUUUAUUUAUAUGAAUAAAAUGGAGAAUGGAUGAAGGAAGCCGCGAAGCCCCGACGUAGGCCCGCGAUGAUAUUUCAUUCUUAGAACGAACCAAAGAAACGGAGAAAUAAACAAAAA
Molecule: messenger RNA, 1100 nt
Organism: Diachasmimorpha longicaudata
Lineage: Eukaryota; Metazoa; Arthropoda; Insecta; Hymenoptera; Braconidae
Product: pyridoxal phosphate homeostasis protein
Exons: 4
Coding region: 44-805 (253 amino acids)
Cellular component (GO): intracellular anatomical structure
Molecular function (GO): pyridoxal phosphate binding
Source: RefSeq, a predicted model, not a curated record